AUGGCUGAACCAAGGCAGCGCACUUUGUCUACAUCAGGAGUAGCACUCUAUGAACUUCUGGGUCUCGAGAAGGGUGCAUCCCAUGACGAAAUCAAGAAGUGUUACAGAAAGUUGGCUCUGAAAUAUCAUCCUGACAAGAACCCUGAUAACCCAGAAGCUUCUGAGAAAUUUAAAGAAAUCAACAAUGCUCAUGCAAUAUUAACGGAUGUUACCAAAAGAAACAUAUAUGACCAGUAUGGAUCUCUAGGACUGUACAUCGCAGAACAAUUUGGUGAAGAAAAUGUCAAUACGUACUUUAUGCUCUCUAGCUGGUGGGCAAAGGGCCUGUUUGUUCUUUGUGGCCUUUUGACUGGCUGCUACUUUUGCUGCUGCCUGUGCUGCUGCUUCAACUGCUGCUGUGGGAAAUGCAAGCCUAAACCAUCUGAAGAAGACCAAGAAUACUGCCUGUCUCCUGAAGAUCUGGAAGAACAAAUUAAGAGUGACAUGGAAAGAGAUGGGGAAACUCCCAUUAUGCUACAGCCAACAAAUGCAACAGAGAAGACCCAGCUUAUUGGAGACAGUCGCCGCAGCUAUCGCACAGAAUCAUAAACCUGUUAUCA
Molecule: messenger RNA, 599 nt
Organism: Anolis sagrei ordinatus
Lineage: Eukaryota; Metazoa; Chordata; Lepidosauria; Squamata; Anolidae
Gene: DNAJC5B
Product: DnaJ heat shock protein family (Hsp40) member C5 beta
Source: RefSeq, a predicted model, not a curated record